Messenger RNA from Lachancea lanzarotensis, 972 nucleotides. RefSeq names its product LALA0S06e08130g1_1 (gene MRX20). The coding region runs from base 1 to 972 and encodes 323 amino acids. NCBI's taxonomy places the organism in Eukaryota, Fungi, Ascomycota, Saccharomycetes, Saccharomycetales, Saccharomycetaceae. The transcript has 2 exons. The record is from RefSeq and is a predicted model, not a curated record. Gene Ontology annotation, biological process: mitochondrial citrate transmembrane transport.
AUGCCAGAACCCCUGCUUACGUCUAUUGUCGCUGGAAGCACAGCAGCGGUAUUCCAGACCACGAUAUCGUACCCGUUUGAGUUUCUCAAAACGGGUCUCCAACUGCACCGGUCGCUCCCGGGGGUCCCACCUUUCCAAAUGCUGCACCAGAUCAAAACGUACUUUGCAGGCUGCGCUGCGCUCAACGUCGGCACAUUGCUGAAAACUGCAACACGAUUCACGACUUUUGAAAGCGCAUGUGAGCUUCUGCGGGACAAACAAAAUACGUCGCAACCGAUCAGUGGGCCACGUUUACUGGCAGCAGGCGUCAUUACGGGGUUUAUGGAAUCACUGCUGGUGAUUCCGUUUGAAAACAUCAAGACCAUAAUGAUCGAAAAUGCCCUGAUGUCGCAGCACACAGAAAAGCCUGAAAAGGCUGUUAAAGACGUGAGACCAACAUUUCAUGCCACCAAGAAGCCAGCUUUGCAUCCACGCCAGAAAUGGUUUCAGCACUACGAGUUGCACCCAUCCACGCAUUUUUUCUCUACGAUCCAGGAGAUCUACCGCACGCGAGGCAUCCGUGGGUUCGCUCAGGGCUCCGUGUGCACCAUUAUCCGCCAAACUUCCAAUUCGGCUGUCCGCUUCACCAGCUACACUGCGCUUAAACAGCUAAUAUCACCUACCAAACCGCUGAACGAGUAUUAUGCAUUUGCUUUGGGAGUUGCUUCUUCCUGCGCCGUAGUUGCCGUCACACAGCCUAUUGAUGUUAUAAAGACUCGUAUGCAAUCAAAGUAUGCGUGGCGUAACUACAAAAACUCGCUCAAUUGUGCAUACAGAACCUUUGUGGAAGAGGGCAUCACAAAUCUUUGGAAAGGUUGGGCUCCAAGACUCAUGAAGGUUGGUCUUUCCGGUGGUGUGUCUUUCGGUGUGUUCCAGUACGUCGAAAACCUCAUGAACUCCAUGGACAAAGCAGUCAGCAUGGGCCACAACUAA